AUGAAGCCCUGUACGAUCAGCCUCAAGCAUGCUGUUGUCGCAGUCACAUGGGCAGCGUUAGCAUGGGCUAUUAGUGCUGCUCCUUCUGGAAAGUCCAGCGAGGCUACCGUACCCAAAUAUUUCCAUGAGAGUCCCUACGAUGUCCACUAUGAUGCCCGGUUCACCCGCGCAAUUCUCGAAGACCCCGAGCAGAGAGAGGCCAUCAAGGUCUUAGUGCAGACGUAUCUGGCAACGUUUAGAGACUUGGGCGUCCAAACAUGGCUGAUGCAUGGCACUCUGCUUGGGUGGUGGUGGGGGAAGAAGGUUAUGCCGUGGGACUAUGAUGCGGAUGUUCAAAUCACAGAGGCAGACAUGUACUACCUCGCUGCUUAUCACAACAUGACCGUAUACUAUUACAAGUACGGCGGCAUGGACGAGGGCCGGUACUUCCAGCUUGAGAUCAAUCCGUACUUUAAACACCGAGAGCAAGACGACAAAUCUAAUGUCAUUGAUGGCCGGUGGAUUGAUAUGCAGAACGGACUCUACAUCGACAUUACUGCGGCACGAUAUGAUUUGGAUCACGAAGAAGGAGAAGGCAUUUUAUACGACAAAUAUGGUCAUGAAUAUCGGGAUACCUACGUCUUCCCCCUACGAGACACAACCUUUGAGGGCGUGCCCUGCAAGAUCCCCUAUCGUUAUCAAGACAUGCUGCAGGCUGAAUAUGGGAAGAACGCUUUGACAAACACAGAAUUCCACGACCAUCGAUUCGACGACGAAGCAAUGAAAUGGGUUGCCAUUGACAAGCCUUCAGCAGAGGCGGAGGCACAGCAAGAUUUAUAA
Trichoderma asperellum CBS 433.97 is the source of this 819-nucleotide messenger RNA. RefSeq lists its product as uncharacterized. The record is from RefSeq and is a predicted model, not a curated record. Lineage: Eukaryota; Fungi; Ascomycota; Sordariomycetes; Hypocreales; Hypocreaceae.